Molecule: messenger RNA, 369 nt
Organism: Linum trigynum
Lineage: Eukaryota; Viridiplantae; Streptophyta; Magnoliopsida; Malpighiales; Linaceae
Source: the annotation of a GenBank genome assembly
AUGCGCGGCGACGUUCCACGAUCCCCUGGCGACCCCCUCGACGGCUCGACCCCGGCGACACCCCUUGCGUUCGCGUCGAGACCUCCCCCACACGGCCACAUCUCCUUCCCCGCCUUGACCUCCCUCCGCGCCGGCGCCAGUAUCCCGGUCACCGAGAGCCCGAGGCCUCCUCCGCCUUCUCCCUCCCCCUCUCUGACCUCCACCGCCGGCGCUAGUAUCCCCAGUCGCGUCUGGCGAGUCGCCGCCGCCCUUCUCCUUUGGAUAUUGAAGUUUGAAAUUGAAUAUGCAAGUUUAAAUUUGUUAGUAUUAGAUGUAAUUUUUGGUGUUUUUGCAAUUCAAUUAGAUGGGAUUGCAGAGCUUGCGGUUUGA